AUGUUUGAAAACAUUCAAUUGAUCUAUAUGAAUGUUAAAAUUUUAAAAUUCUGGUCACUUUUAUACGAUAGCAACUGGCGUCGUUAUGUUUGUCUAACACCUACAACAUUUUUAGUUUUUACUCAAUUCUACUAUAUGUUUAUGACCCAUGAAGGUAUCGAUGCUAUAAUACGUAAUUCGUAUAUGUUGGUUUUAUGGUUUAAUACCAUAUUAAGAGCAUAUAUUUUGAUCUAUGAUCGAGAGAUAUAUCAAAAUUUAAUUAAAGUUUUAGAAGGACAUUUUAAUGAUUUAAUGAAUUCUAAUGAUUUUUAUAUACAAUCUUUAUUGGACCAAGUAAAUUCUAUGGGUACAGUCAUGUCUAAAGGUAAUUUAUUUUUGGGUUUACUUACUUGCAUUGGUUUUGCACUCUAUCCGUUUUUUGCUGUCGAAAAAGUAUUGCCAUUUGGUAGCAUGAUACCGGGUGUUAAUGAAUAUCGCUCACCAUUCUAUGAAAUCUGGUAUGCUUUUCAAAUGAUUAUAACACCCAUGGGCUGUUGUAUGUAUAUACCCUACACUACGCUAAUUGUAUCCUUUAUAAUGUUUGGCAUAGUUAUGUGUAAAACUCUGCAGCAUCGUUUAAGAAGUUUAAAACGUUGUGGCAAAAAUUCAACUUUAAUUUAUCAGCAGGUUAUUAAUUGUAUUAAAUUUCAAAAUGAUAUUAUAAGUUAUAUAGAAACUGUUAAUCAUUUAACAACUUUUAUAUUUAUGUUGGAAUUUUUAGCAUUUGGAGCUUUAUUAUGUGCUUUAUUGUUUCUUUUAAUAAUUGUGGAUUCUACGGCUCAAGCUCUUAUUGUUUGUGCCUAUAUAACCAUGAUAUUUGCUCAGAUAUUGGCAUUAUAUUGGUAUGCCAAUGAGUUAAAGGAACAGAAUUUAAAAAUUGCUGAAGCUGCUUAUGAUACGGAAUGGUUUACUUUUGAAAUUUCCACACAAAAAAAUAUUCAAUUAUUGAUUUUACGAGCUCAAAAACCAUGUUCGAUAAAAGUGGGUAAUAUGUACUUAAUGACUUUGGAAUUGUUUCAGGCUUUAUUAAAUGCUUCUUAUUCAUAUUUUACUUUAUUGAAGAGGGUUUAUGGCUAA
Messenger RNA from Lucilia cuprina (Australian sheep blowfly), 1116 nucleotides. It is a transcript of the gene Or49b, whose product is annotated as odorant receptor 49b. The record is from RefSeq and is a predicted model, not a curated record. The coding region runs from base 1 to 1116 and encodes 371 amino acids. NCBI's taxonomy places the organism in Eukaryota, Metazoa, Arthropoda, Insecta, Diptera, Calliphoridae. Gene Ontology annotation, cellular component: plasma membrane. The transcript has 7 exons. Gene Ontology annotation, molecular function: odorant binding; olfactory receptor activity. Gene Ontology annotation, biological process: detection of chemical stimulus involved in sensory perception of smell; sensory perception of smell.